Molecule: messenger RNA, 402 nt
Organism: Cylindrotheca closterium
Lineage: Eukaryota; Bacillariophyta; Bacillariophyceae; Bacillariales; Bacillariaceae
Source: the annotation of a GenBank genome assembly
AUGAAUGAUUCCCUACAAAUGAUCCAGCUGUUGCUUUUUAUGGCAGUGUUGGUCCCAACCGUAAUGCCAUUCUCCCCGUCACCGUCCCUUCAACCUUCCUCAUCAUGUCCUCAUCGCUCACACCUGAACUUCAAUGGUCUGUAUGCCAGUGAUAAUAAUGAUAAUGAUGACGACAACAAUUUGAUAGAAAACGAACAAGGUGAACAAAAAGCAGAAUUUGGGGUUUCUUACAUUGGCGGUGAUCCAUGUGGGAGCAAAUAUAAUAAUGACCCGUUCGAUGUUCAAGUGCAAAAGCCAGGUAUGCCCGAUGACAUGAAGGCUCGUAUUCAAGCCUUGGUGGACAAAAAGGUUGCAGAAGAAAAGGCUGCAGCAGAUGCAUCUUCGCAAAGCGAGUCGUACUGA